AUGUCGCUGUACGUGCCGCCUUCUGCCCUCCCCAGGGCGCCGGCCAUCGCCGAGGAGUACAGGAGGGACAAGCUGCUGGCCGUCAAGUCCCCGGGUGUAAGCGGCCUCACACUUAGAGAGGGAGUUCCGUUGGCUUGACAUAUAUGGCUUCCGUGACGUGUCCGUUUAUGUGGCAGGAGCUCAAGAAGCGUCUGGCUGCCGUGACGGAGGAGGAGCUCCGCCUCUUGCUGGGGCAGGGCCUUGGGCGGGUUGAGAAGCAGAGAGAGGUAUGCGAGCCAAUGCAUUCUCUCUCUGUGUGGUGCAGUGGAGCACACCGAUUCCUUCUCUGUUGAUGUGUCAUGUUGUUCCUCAGGGGCGAAGGCGCAGAUCGAGGCGCUCAAGGCCAAGGUAGAGGCCAUCAGGGAGCGGGAGCUUACGCAUGCGAUCGCCUUUUCAGGAGGAGCUGCUGUUCUGUUCUGUGAGCAGAGCAGCCCGUGUCGUCGCCUGUGAGUGAGUGCCGUCAUGGCGCUGUACCCUAUGCCCUACCCUCUGUCACCCUCUGCCCUCGUCAGGGCGCCGGCCAACGCCGAGGACAUCGUCCUCGACCCCCGGGACUACAAGGCGGCCAAGAGGAGCGCCAAGCUACUGGCCCUCAAGUUCCCAGGCGUAAGCAGCCCCACAGUCGCCUCGCGCUCACCAUCCAUGUGAUUUGUCCGUGUGGCAGGAACUCGAGAAGCGUAUCGGCCACACGGACGAGCGUGACGGCCUGCUGGAGGCGUGCGCCAAGCGGGUCGAGAGGAAGAAGGUAAGCCAAUGCUCUCUCUCUCUCACUCUCUCCGUGGUGCGCAGCACGCCGAUUCCUUCUCUUUUGAUGUGUUGUGUCGUUGCUCAGAAGGUGCCCCUGAAGGCGCAGAUCGAGGCGCUCAAGGCCGAGGUAGAGGCCAUGAAAGAGCGCCUGGUACGCAUUCGACAUGCGCCGCACCACUCACACACAGCACCUGCACACACAGAGACCUUUGACACAAAUGGCCUGUAUGCUGUGUUUUUCAGAGUUGCCACGCGGGCCUGCAGGCCGAGGUGGCGGGUUUGAAGGCCAAGAAGGCCUUCUUGAAGGAGACGGAGGAGGUGGCGGCUGCCCACAAGGCAGAGCACAGGGCGUCCACCAGCACUACCGCCCCUCCUCCGGCGUGGAAUGGGGUGCGGGGCGAGCUUGUGUACUGGGAGUACACAGGGAUGGGCGUGUGGGAGGCCAGGAGCGAAGCACAAGAUGCGACCAUGCGGCUCAAGAAGUGGUGGCGGGACCGCCUCGAGCAGUGGUGGCCAUCACCCCACGACGACCGGCAGCCUCAGGUGCUGCACUCGCCCCCGGGGCCUCGGGGGCGUCCCUGCGACUGCUGA
Molecule: messenger RNA, 1377 nt
Organism: Vitrella brassicaformis
Lineage: Eukaryota; Vitrellaceae
Source: the annotation of a GenBank genome assembly